AUGGAGGUAGAAGUACGGCUAUCGAGGACGGGGGAGGAGCCCUGGGGCUUCAGACUCAUCGGGGGCACCGAUUUCAACAUGCCGCUCACCGUUGUCAAGGUUCUACCCGACUCACCGGCGGAUCUCGCCGGCAUUCGCAACGGAGACACCGUCGCCAGCAUACAGGGGGAAAAAGCGGCCACCAUGACACAUGACGGGGCUAAAGCGGCUGUGGCGGCGGCAGCGGACGUCCUGAGCCUUGGAGUGAUGUGCGGUCUUUACGACCUGACGCUCGACGACUACGACCCGAUCGACGACCCGCUAGACCAGGACGAUUUCGACCAGCCCUCUCAUCCGACUGAGGUAUUCCAAAUACAGCAAUUCGGCGACACCCCCCUUGACUCCAAAGACCCUAGCAGGUCCCGCACUGGAUCCCGGGGUAACCUCGACCGGAGGUCUUUAAGCGAAGGUCGCUGUGAUCCCUACGAACAGAGGUCCUUAACUGAAUCUCCUUACUUCCUCAACACCAAACCAUAUAGACCUUUCUCCACUGAACCUUCCCCCAUCCCUCCUUUAGAGAAACCUAUUAUACUUAAUCCUAAUUAUCAUGAUGAAUUUGGCACAAAUGAUGAUGGCCUUGAGCCGCCUGUUGAUCCCAAAGUUGAUGAAUUCGCGGGGAUCCUUAGUGAAAAAAGUAGAUAUAAACUUCCAAUUUCGAAACAGUAUGAUCCUGAUGGAACUAAGCUUAAGAAAACGAAAGAAAUAACGACAGUCACUAAGACCGUAGAAGAGAAGAUAGUAACAGAAGAGAUAGUCACUAAGGAAGUGAAAAUUACUUCGGUAGAAGAAAUAUUGGUUAAAGAGCAAAAAGAAGAGGCCAAGUUUAUGGAAAAAAUGAAGAAGGAUAUUGAUAUGGAUAAGAUAGAAAUGACUGCUACAAGCAUUGUUGAUGAGAGCAUUGAGAAAGCUUUGACUGUAGCUGAUGAAAUUAAAAAAGAAAUUGAUCUUGAACUGAGUGCUAUAACCUCAGAAUCUAAAAAUAGCUCAUCUGACAUGGAAACGGCGGUCAUAACAACCGAUAGAAAAGAAUCUAGCAAAGAGGUUAGUGAAAUGAGUGAAACUGUUAAGAAAACUAAUCAUGUUGUUGUUAAAAAGAGUGAUAUUAGUGUCGCUAAAGAGGUUGCGAAAUUUGAAAAAGAUGACAAACAAAUUAUUGUUGACGAACGUCAAGAAUUUAGAAAACAGGAGUUAGAAGAAACUAUUGAGAGUGGUAGUGUGAGGAGGAAGUCUGAAAUGUAUGAUAAAGAUGCUAAAAUUACCGAUGUUAAAUUUGAAAAGAAAUGUAUAGAUCAAACUAUAGAAAGUGGUAGCGUGAGAAGGAAAUCAGAUAUGUUUGAUAGAGAUGAUAAAAUGGCAGAUAUGAAAGUUGAAAAAACAUCUGUAGAUGAAACUAUAGAAAGUGGAAGUGUGAGAAGAAAGUCAGAAAUGUUUGAUAACGAUGUGAAAAAGACCGAUAGUAAAGUAGAAAAGAAAUUUACAGAUGAGAAUAUAGAAAGUGGUAGUGUACGGAGGAAAUCUGAAAUGUAUGAUAAAAACGUUGAAAUGAAAUCAGUGGACGAUACAAAAAUCGGGAGAAAGCAAUCUAAAAUAAUAUCUGACCAAAAAGACAUUAAAGCAGUGCAAUCGGCUCAACAAAAGCAAACAUCUGAAAUUAAACAAGAAAAAAUAUCUACAGCUACUGAGAGAGUACAUAAAUCAGACGAAAGUAAAACUAAAGAGGCUAAAUAUAGUACAGCUAAACUACUAGCAGAACAGAGAGCUUAUACUAUUGGAUUACAAACUAUUCCUCAUAUAAGAGGUACAGUGCAAUCAAAUUAUCAUUAUGAUUUAUUGCUAAAAACCUUUUUCAUACAUUUGACUGAUGUCAUGGUUGCUCUGUCCAGGUUUAUUUUAGCUGAACCUGUACUUUCUAAGCCUUUAGAAACAAAUUCAGAAGUUAAAAAAGAAGUAACUGAAGUUACUCGAGUUGAAAAGGGCGUAGUUUCUGAUACAACAGCUGUGAAAGAUUCUAUAAUAGAUCGUAAAAAAACGGAAAGGAUGGAAACCAAAGAUUUGCAAAUUACAGAAAAACAAGAGAAAAUUGAAAAAGUGGCUGACAUAAUUAAACAAGAUCACGCGAGGGAAGUAAAGCAGCAUGAAUAUACGGAUUAUGUUGAAAAGAUUCAACAAGAAAGUGAAAAAAGGGAAAAAAACAUUUUGUCAGGUGCUGAAAUGGCACAGUUAAGUGAUAAAAAGUCGGGGGAAUUGAUAACUAAAAUGGAUGGAGUUAUAACUGAAUUCCAGAGUAAAGCUGGUUUAGAGGAAGAGAUCACAAUGCAACGAGAAAGAAGGUCAAGAAGUAGAAGCAAAGCAGACGAAGAAAUGGUGGAAGAUGUGCUUUCUAGAUUUGAUAAAACAUCCCAAGACAUUACUGAGGUAAGAACUACUAGCAGUGUUCUAGAGUCAAGGGAGAUGAAAACAGAAACAAAACAUGAAAGUAUGGACAUUAAAAGAGAAACCAAACACGAAGCUAGUAGAGUAAGUAGUAAGGAUGGUAAAAACACAUACAUAUCUAUAUGUGAAGCUCAUGUUUACACUAAUGAAAAUUCAAUUCUUGAUGAAACUGCAGAAAUAUCUGAAAAUAACUCAGUGGAAAGUAUAAAAAAAUCAAAUAUAGCAUUAGAAACUAACGAAGCAAUGGUUACAGAGCGCGUUGCUAUAGAAUCGCAAGCUCAAAUUAAACAAGAAGCAGAAUCUGUUGUCGAAUCACAUAAAAUUUCCAGCGCCAAAACUGAGGAAGUUAUUGUCCAAGAAAAAAAAGACAUCAUUCAAGAAACUGAUGUCCAGAAAUCUUUCAUAGAGAUUGAGAGCAAUAAAGACGCUGUCAUUGAAACAGUAGAAACAAUACAGCCAAUCGUGGAGUUACAUGAGGAUAUUGUCGAAAAGGCUGUUAGUGUCGGAAUAAAAAAUAAAAUGGAUAUACAGGAAAUUGAGACUACUGAAUAUACUGAUGAAUUAAACGUUGUCAAAGAAGAAUCAAUAGAAAUCACGGAGUCGCACGAUAUUAAAGAAGUACAGGUCUUGGAGGAUAUUUCUGUUAAAGCUAAGAAAGAAUCUUUAAAAAUUGAGGAAAUCAAAGAGGAAAUCGAAGACAUCAAAGUAUCAAAAGAAGAAAUUGUUUCAGUGAAAGAAGAAGCUAUUGCAGUUCGGGAUGUAAAAGAAAGUGUAUCUAUAACAAAAGAAGAUAUCAAAGAAAUACAAGAAGUUGUUUCAGUAAAGGAAGAGGUGGCCGAGGUAGCCCAGGAUGUGAAAAAUGAGGAUAUCAAAGUUACUGGAGAAAUAGCUGUCAUUCAAGGAACUACUGUAAUCAGUGAAAAGAGCCUUGAAGUAAAAGACGAAUACGCUCAGUUAAAAUUUACGAAAGAAGAAAUAACUGAAUUAGACGAAAACGUUGAAAUUGACCAAGAAAUUGAAGUUUGUAUUAAAAAGUCUGUUCAUAUUGCUGAAUCAGAGAACCAAUACCAAUCAUUCAUUUCAGAAAGUUCUAUACAGAACGCAGAAUACAUACAAGAAUCUUCAUUUACUGCGAGAUCUACCGAAGACUCGUCUUUCACUUCCAGCGUUGUCCAAGAAUCUACCUUCAUUGCCAGAUCUACUGAAGAUGCUAAAAAACAGCUUACUUUAGAUCUGGAUUCAAAGAUUAAGAAAUCUGACUCACAAUCUUCAGUGAAGAGCACUAUUAGUACGCCUACUCCAUCUACUGUCCCUCCCACUCCACUCACAGAUGAGUACGUCUUCCGACUCCAAAUGCCUCUCCCCAAGCUAACUGGUCCUCCUGUCCCAAGAUCUCCAAGUCCUCAAGACGAGGAUCCUCAUAUUGUAAAAAAGAAUUUGGUCCCUCAUAUAGAUACUGAAAUUAUUGAGGAAGUAGUGUAUGAAACUCCACUUCCAACCCCGCCUGAGGAUAAAUUUUCACCGCCAAAGUUUACUAAACCAGGGUUGAAAGGGGGUAAUAUGAAAUACACAUUUUUAAAGGAGGAGAUAAAAGAAAUCGAAAGAAAGUCAUCACUACUAGCAUCUGCCAUCGACCAAACUAUCAAAUCAAUUGAAGAGUACAAAGAAGAAGUAGGAUUAGAAACCAACGUUGAUAACCCUCUUGUUUACAACGGUUACGCCAAAGUUAUAGACACUAAAGUGUACAAAGAUAAACUUGACAAAGUAAAUAUCGAAAAACAAAUUGUCAAGAACACAGAAAACAUAAACAAAAUUGUAGAAGACAGAGCAAAUGCUGCUGAACAUUUAGUAAAUAGGGUUCAGCUUAAUGGGAUGCCAGUAAAUGUAACUGUGACCGUUGAAAAUAACGUGGCAAAUACAGUGACUGAAGCUAGUGAAAAUAAAAUGGGAGAAUCAAUAGAAAACGUUUGCGUAGAGGGAUAUAGACCCGUGCCUUUCAACCCCGAAGAUGCACCUCAUUUGGAGAGGGUGGAAAUUAGAAUACCGGAGCCGAUUCCAACGGUAGACCCUGGCAAGGCAUUUGUAGCAGAGAAUGGCGAGAUCAUGGGUACACAUCAGGGUAUUGUAGACGGUUUGGAAGAAGCAGUAGUGGAUGAAGAAAUAGCCAAAGAUCUAGGCAAACCUGGUAUGACAGAGGAGAAGAUCGCAGCGAUAAUAUCUGGAGAAUCAGAGAUGCUUCGGGAGGCGCACGUAAUGGGGCUGACACGAGUCUUAAAAUCGCAUAUGCAUCGAGACAAUGAUGAUUCCAGCGUUGAUUUCAAGAAGAUAAAACCUAUAGUGGAAUCCCUAAAGGAUUCUGAAGUCCUCAAAGCUUUGAACGAGGAAUUUGUUAAGACUCAGGAAGACAAGAAGAAGGAAGAAAGAAAGUGGACCAAAUUCUUGCAGAAGCCGGCGCGGCCGGUGCCUAAAGCGAAGUUUGGAUACCACGGAUGGACGGCUAAUGAUGACGAAGUUAAAGAGUCGCCUUACAAAGUGAAAAUAGUAAAACAGCCUAAACCCAAAGUAGCGCCCGAUUACAAGCCGCAGGACUUCAACACGGGCCCGCUGCCGUGGGAAGAGCGAGCGGUCAACGAGCCACCCCCACCCCCAGUGGAGGCUGAACCCCCCAUCUUGAUACCUGAGGAGAAGCCGGUGUUUCUGGAGGCUAUUGAUAAUCUACCGGAGACCGCUGUUCCGGAUUUGGAGGAGACAGGUAUCGAAUUACCCCCUGAAAAGCCAAUAGAGGAACCGGCACCAGAAGCAGAGCCGGAAGCUCCAAAAGAGACAGAAGGUGAAGAAGUAGAAGAGAUUAAGACCGAAGAGCCGGUUGUAGAGGCGACCAGCAACAGCGAGAGCGAGAUGGAGAACAGGAUAGCGGAACAGCUGAUGAAGAAUGUAGAGGGGAUGGUUGAUCCCAACGCACCACUGGGACAGCAGCUGGCGCAGAUGCGCGCGCAGCUGGCGGCGCUGGCGCAGCUGCCCGGCGUCAUCCAGCAGACGCUGGAGCUGGUGACCCGCCAGCUUUGCCAGAUUACGCAGCAGGAAGCUCAGUCUCACCACAAAUUGACACAAGAACAGAUGGCGAUCGAAUCUUCAGAGAUGAUUGAAGAUUCCAAUGAGACCUCUGAAACUAUAAUCGAAGACGUAACUGAAGAUAAAGACGAGACUCAGAUUGAAGAAGUCGUUGAAAAUGGAAUUAAGGAAGACGUGAAAGAAAUGAAGACAGUGGUAGAGGUCAAGCAAACGAAAAUGGAAGAGACCAAACAAACGAAGAUGGAAGAGGUAAAAAAGGUGCAGAUGAUCAGGAGCGUCGAGGAAAUGGAGAAGAUGAAAAGGGAAGAGCAGGAAAUCUUGGACGAGCAGAGAAGAAUCGAGAAGCAGAAGAAGGAAUUAACGAACGAACUACUUGACCAAGAAUACGAAGAGAUGCUUCAGGAGACGCCCCACGAGAUAGCUCUUAGGUUUAUUAAUGAACUCUUGGGGAGUAUUCUGCUGGAUAAAGAGCCCAAACACAUGAAACAGAGACCAUCGCUGACUUCAGCCUUAGACGGACUUAAAACUGACGGCAAAGAGAAAGUAAUGGCGCAACCUCAGCGUGACCAAGAGUCCAGUCAGAAGCAAAAGCCAUCGCUAACAUCUUCGAACGGACCUAAGAAGGAAGACGGAAAGGAACUAAUGGCGGACCUCCAGCUAGACCAAGAGGCAAGACAGCUAAAGCAACGGCCUACGCCGCGCGUCGGCAAGCCCAAGCCCGUCUUUGGGCCUCUCACGCCGUCUGAGAGGCCGGUGGUGUUGCCUGGAGGCCGAAAGUGGAGGAAACCUAAAGACGCGUACAAUGAUGCGUUCAUCGCCGAAACAUUGACCGCUCAGGCUGAGCUGAUACAAGGAAAAGCGCUGGGGAAUACAUACGAAAGCGUUCACCUGCCAUACGACGAGAGGGUGAACUUCAUGAAGUACGAAAAGCCGCCGAUCACAACGGAUCAUCUGAAGAACUCCGAGGUGUACAAGAUGAUCCAUGGCAUGGAACAGGAGCCAGUAAAGCGGGUGGAGUUACUGACACCCGUGAUCUCUGAAGCUGACUACAGAGAGCUGCCCAGCAAGCUGGAGUACCUGAAGGACUCCGAAGUGUACAAGAUGAUCCAUGAUGAAGAGAAGGAACCACUGCGUGGAGUGAAGAUGCUUCAAUACGUCAUCGCUGAAACUCGAUACCAAGAGAAGUGCCGCUCCGUCACUCCUUCAGCCGACAUGACACGCUAAUUAUUUUCUACUCACUGUCUCUAUCUUUUUUUGUUUUGUAUUGUCCCUUCCAUUGAAUAAUUUGUACUCGUGCCAAUUUAAAAUAAAUAUACUGUUGUAACUUCUAAAA
Messenger RNA from Cydia strobilella, 6877 nucleotides. Its product is annotated as titin-like. Gene Ontology annotation, biological process: actin cytoskeleton organization; muscle structure development. The transcript is spliced from 21 exons. Gene Ontology annotation, cellular component: filamentous actin; adherens junction; stress fiber. The coding region runs from base 1 to 6768 and encodes 2255 amino acids. The record is from RefSeq and is a predicted model, not a curated record. Gene Ontology annotation, molecular function: actin binding; muscle alpha-actinin binding. NCBI's taxonomy places the organism in Eukaryota, Metazoa, Arthropoda, Insecta, Lepidoptera, Tortricidae.